CUGAACUGAGGAGGUUAUGUAUGGCUAGUGUGAUUGUUUGAACGGAAUCAUUUUGUUGUUUUAUUCCAAAUAUUAACAUGCAAGUUACACGAUCAGAAAUCCUGAAACUAUAUAAGCAUUUAAUGUUAUAUUCAAAGUCGCUGACACUGACUGAUCCCGCGUACUUUAGGCGGAGGGUUGCUACCGAGUUUAGGAACAACAAAACAUUGACUAAAGCCGAAGAUAUAACUUUUGCGUACCAGAAAGGUGAAGCAUUGCUGAGGCGUGGUGCAGUCGUAUAAAAUGCUGUUAAAUCCUAUAAACCGCAUACAACCGACGUUGAUUUCCCGCGUGUUUAUUGCCUUGAAACACACGAUUGAUUAUUCUAAGGUGCCUAAGAUAAAU
Molecule: messenger RNA, 384 nt
Organism: Helicoverpa zea (corn earworm)
Lineage: Eukaryota; Metazoa; Arthropoda; Insecta; Lepidoptera; Noctuidae
Exons: 2
Coding region: 78-281 (67 amino acids)
Source: RefSeq, a predicted model, not a curated record